CAUGCUUGGACAAAAAGACUUCUCCCCAGUUUCUAAUCCCUUUUGGUUUGGGUAAUCUUUUCCUUGAACCUUUUUAUACAAAGUUAGUUCCUCCCUAUAUACUUGGUGUAUAUUGUACGAAAUUUAAAGAAGAUUUCUGACAGUGAACAGACAUUAACACAGUGGCAAUGGGUUCUUCUAUCAUAGAUGGCGGCGCAUCGCUUCGUUCAACGGGUACCGACGCAACAAAACGCCGUGUUUCUUAUUUCUUCGACCCUUACAUCGGUGACUAUUACUAUGGCCAAGGUCAUCCAAUGAAGCCUCACCGUAUUCGCAUUGCACACAAUCUUGUUUGCCAUUAUGACCUUCACAAGAAAAUGGAGAUCACUAAGCCUUUCCCUGCAAGUGCUAAAGAUAUUGGUUGGUUCCACUCGCCUGACUAUGUUGACUUUCUUUCUUCCGUUUCACCCGAAACUCUUUACGAUGCUGGCCAACUUAGACGAUUCAAUGUCGGUUCGGAUUGCCCUGUUUUUGAUGGACUUUUUGAUUUCUGUCAAGCUUCUGCUGGUGGGUCCAUUGGGGCUGCUGUUAAACUUAAUCAUCAAGAUGCUGAUAUUGCUAUCAAUUGGGCUGGUGGAUUGCACCAUGCAAAGAAAAGUGCGGCUUCUGGAUUUUGUUAUGUUAAUGAUAUAGUUCUUGGAAUUCUUGAACUUCUCAAAUCCCACAAGCGUGUACUGUAUAUAGAUAUUGAUGUUCACCAUGGAGACGGAGUUGAGGAGGCCUUUUACACCACAGAUCGGGUUAUGACAGUGUCUUUUCAUAAGUUUGGGGACUUCUUUCCUGGUACAGGGCAUAUCAAAGACAUUGGUAUAGGUACUGGGAAGUACUAUGCCUUAAAUGCCCCUUUGAAUGAUGGGAUUGAUGAUGAAAGUUUCCGUCAUCUAUUCCGUCCUGUAAUCCUAAAAGUGAUGGACGUUUAUCAACCUGAUGUUGUUGUUCUUCAAUGUGGUGCUGAUUCACUAGCCGGAGACAGGUUGGGCCUGUUUAACUUGUCAGUCCAUGGCCAUGCAGAUUGCCUUCGAUUCCUGAGGUCUUUCAAUGUCCCUUUAAUGAUACUAGGUGGUGGAGGUUAUACAAUUAGAAAUGUUGCUCGCUGCUGGUGCUAUGAGACAGCAGUUGCAGUUGGAAUAGAACCCGAGAACAAAUUGCCUUACAAUGAUUAUUGGGAGUAUUUUGGCCCAGAUUAUACUCUUAAUGUGGAACCAAUACCUAUGGUGAACAAGAAUUCGCCCCGGGAUUUGGAGAAGAUCAGGAACAUGUUGCUGGAGCAACUCUCGCAUUUACCCCAUGCACCUAGUGUUCCAUUUCAAAUGGCACCUUGCAUAAUAGAAGUUCCAGAAGAGAGAGAGGAAGACAUGGAUCAAAGGCCUAAACCACGGAUAUGGAUGAAAGAGGAAUAUGAGUCUGAUACUGAUGAAGAUGAGAUGUUCGAAUAAUAAAAAGUUUGGUUACAACAAUUACUCCAACCGCGAGAACUUGACCAUCAAGUUGUAUUCUACCCACACUUGAAACAAACAUCCCAGGCUUCCAUCCGCCCCGUUUCUUUACAUUUUCUUUGUGCAUUUCUCUGCCUCUUGGGGUCAGUUUAUUUGUAAAUCGUUUAAAUCAAUCCAUAAGCUCGUUUGUUUUUCA
Messenger RNA from Lycium ferocissimum, 1671 nucleotides. Its product is annotated as histone deacetylase 6-like. The coding region runs from base 168 to 1475 and encodes 435 amino acids. The transcript has 5 exons. Gene Ontology annotation, molecular function: histone deacetylase activity. The record is from RefSeq and is a predicted model, not a curated record. NCBI's taxonomy places the organism in Eukaryota, Viridiplantae, Streptophyta, Magnoliopsida, Solanales, Solanaceae.